Neltuma alba is the source of this 2663-nucleotide messenger RNA. RefSeq names its product acid beta-fructofuranosidase. The transcript has 7 exons. The coding region runs from base 225 to 2198 and encodes 657 amino acids. Gene Ontology annotation, molecular function: beta-fructofuranosidase activity. Lineage: Eukaryota; Viridiplantae; Streptophyta; Magnoliopsida; Fabales; Fabaceae. The record is from RefSeq and is a predicted model, not a curated record. Gene Ontology annotation, biological process: carbohydrate metabolic process.
GUUGUUUUUGAAUCUCUUACUCCCUCUCCUUCAUUCACUUCCUUACACUUUCUACAUUAUCUCCCUUUUUUUCUCGUUUUCAUUAGCUGCUGGGGCUUCUGGGAAAUUCCUGGCGGCUUAAUCAUUAAUUAUCACAGCCUCUCUCUCCACACUUUCUCCGGUUUCUUUGGAUUAAAUCAUAUAUUGUGGUUGUUCAUUUCAGCCUCAAUCCAGUACCAACAAGAAUGGGGAAAGCGACGGACUCUCAGGGCCUCCCCUAUUCCUACGCUGCUCUUCCGGAUGGACCCGGGUUUCGGGAAACUCCAUCACGCAGACCUUGGAAGAAGCAGAUAUUGGGGGUGUUUUGUGGGUUCUUAGCUGUGGCUUUCGUCGUGGCUUUUCAAUGUUACGAGGCAUCAUCCCGUAACGCUCAUUCUCCUGAUUCCACAUUGCCCAAAUCUGAGCCUCUUACUUCCACAGGGGCCGUGCCUUCCACCGAAUGGAAGCCUGUUUCCCGAGGUGUAUCGGCGGGGGUGUCCGAGAAGAGUAAUAACAGGCUGUUUGGUUCCUCGAUUCGUGAAUCUUUCCCAUGGAACAAUAGUAUGCUCUCAUGGCAGAGGACGGCUUUUCAUUUCCAGCCCGAGAAGAAUUGGAUGAACGAUCCCAAUGGUCCUAUGUACUACAAGGGAUGGUAUCACUUCUUCUACCAAUAUAAUCCUUACGGCGCAGUUUGGGGCAACGUUAUUGUUUGGGGACAUGCAGUGUCCAAAGACCUCAUCCACUGGCUUCACCUGCCCUUAGCGAUGGUUAAUGAUGAAUGGUAUGACACAUGGGGCGUAUGGACUGGUUCUGCCACCAUCUUACCCGAUGGCCAAGUCAUCAUGUUAUACACUGGUUCCACUAACCAAUCUGUGCAGGUUCAGAACCUAGCCUAUCCUGCUGACCCAUCUGACCCACUUCUUAUCAAAUGGAUCAAACACCCGGGUAAUCCAGUUCUUUUCCCACCACCUGGCAUUGGUGCCAAAGACUUUCGUGACCCGACCACUGCUUGGCUUACAUCAGAAGGCAAGUGGCGCAUCAGUAUUGGGUCUAAAAUUAACAAGACUGGCAUCUCAUUAGUUUAUGACACCAAGGACUUCAAGACUUUUGAGCGUCUAGAGGGAGUAAUGCAUGCUGUGCCUGGCACUGGCAUGUGGGAAUGUGUGGACUUUUACCCUGUCUGCACAAAAUCUGAUAGUGGGUUAGAGACCUCCGUGAAAGGGGCAGAUGUGAAGCAUGUGGUUAAAGUUAGCCUGGACGAUGAUAGGCAUGAUUACUUCGCAAUUGGGUCUUAUGAUGAAAAGAAGGUUAAGUUCGUCGCCGAUGAUUCGAAGAUUGAUGUUGGUAUUGGACUCAGAUACGACUAUGGCAUAUUCUAUGCAUCCAAAACUUUUUAUGAUCAGAGCACCCAGAGGAGAAUAUUGUGGGGUUGGAUUGGUGAGUCGGACAGCGAAGUUGCUGAUAUUGCCAAAGGAUGGGCUUCCGUUCAGAGUAUUCCAAGAACCGUGGUGCUUGAUAGGAAGACAGGGAGCAACUUACUUCAAUGGCCUGUUGAGGAGGUGGAGAAACUAAGAUUGAGGAGCAGUAAGUUCAAAAAUAUGAAGGCUGAGCCGGGGUCUGUGGUGCCAUUAGACAUAGAAGCAGCCACACAGUUGGACAUCCUUGCCGAGUUUGAGAUAGAUAAGGAAGCUUUUGAGAAGGCAACUCCCUCCGAUUUGUCGUACAUCUGCAGCACUAGUGGUGGAGCUGGAACACGAGGUGCUUUGGGACCUUUCGGUCUUCUGGUUCUAGCAGAUGCUGAGCUUUCUGAAUACACUCCAGUUUACUUCUAUAUCACUAAAGGAAGCGAUGGAAAUCUCACGACUUCUUUUUGCUCUGACCAGACCCGGUCUUCCUUGGCAAACGAUGUUCAUAAACAUAUUUUUGGAAGUGUCGUUCCAGUAUUGAAGGAUGAGAAGUUAUCAGUAAGAAUACUGGUGGAUCAUUCAAUAAUUGAAAGCUUUGCACAAGGAGGAAGGACGGUGGUGACAUCUAGGGUUUACCCAACAAGCGCAAUCUAUGGAGCAGCUCGCUUGUUCUUGUUCAAUAAUGCCACAGACGCCACCGUCACUGCCUCACUCACUGUUUGGCAGAUGAAUUCUGCAUUCAUACGCCCUUACAACCCUAAGCAGAGCAGUUAAAUGCUGUAAAAGUGGACCUCCAAUUUAAGGCAGGAAAGAUAAUGUGAGAUGUGAAAAUGCUGUAUAUAGAAAGUCCUUCAUCUCAAUUCUAUCCAACUUCUCAAGUUUCAAAUGUCGUUGUCGCUGGAAAAUCUGGUCUCACCCAGAAAGAAUGCUACAUGCUGAUAGGUUACAACUUUCUCAGAGAAGGAUGAUGUUGGAUAAAGCAUUGAGUUUAGUUUGUAGGAGGAAUCAGUCUACUGUUCAUCUUGUCCAAAUUUUGUUUCCUUAUUUUUGUUUUAUUUAUUGGCAGUCAGUCAGCUAUAUAAGUUUUGGACUGGUUCUCGUGUAUAUUUCUUUUUUCAUGAGUAUUAUCAUUGUUUCCUUUCAGCAAAAUAGAUGUAAAUGAGCUUCCAUAUUUCGGAAGCUUAUGAAUCAUGUCCUUUCAAUGACAACAAAGACGAGUCUAUGACGCCAUUUCCUUUA